AUGCUCACUUCAUCCGGAGUUAUUCUCCCUCUCUUCGCUCUCUUGAGCCAGGUCGCCCCCGGAUCCGCGGACAGCGUGCCUAUUGUCUCCUGCUCUACCAGCACGGGCGUCCAAAUUUUCCAGAAUCCCAGCUUUGAGUCUGGAUCGCUUGAUGACUGGACCUUCAGCAAUUCCUACGCGCAGUCUUACAGCGUCGUACAGGUUGGCACAUCAGACGCCCAAGGCUCAGCCGAAGAUGGAUCCUAUUACUUUCAAACGUACGGCUACAAUCACGUGUUUCGCCUUUCUCAAACGGUUUCCAAUCUUGUAGUUGGCUCUACAUACACGAUCACGUAUUGGAACCACCUACCUCAAUCCCUAGGUUCCUUGACUGGUUGCUGGGAUUCUGUUUACUUGGAUACCACCGCCAACAGCAUCGCCUCCCUUGACUACGACCCAUCCACCACAUGGACAGAACAUACCUUGACCUUUGCAGCUACAGCGACGAGUCAUACCCUGAUUUUUGCUCCAGAUUGUGGUUCCGGUCGCGAUUACCCAUGGUAUAUGGGAUGGGAUAACUUCCAGAUUGAAGGACAAACCCAGGUGUGCACUACUUCCUACUCGACUAUUCCAUCUUCGACACCUACGCCAGCCCCCAGCUCAGUCUUUUCGUCUAGAGUUGCAUCAACUACACCCUUGGUUGGAUCAACUACACCAUUAGUUAGAUCAUCUUCAUCCAGACUUAUUGCAUCCUCAGCCACACUCGCCUCGUCCGCAUCGGGAGUUGAAUCGUCUUCAAGCAGAGUCAACCCAUCGUCCAGCACUGUCAAAUCCUCGGCCAGAGUCAAACCAUCUUCAACAAGAGUCCGACACUCGUCUAAGCCAUGCAGAACUAGAACCAGAAAAUCUUCAUCCAGCGCUGUCCAGUCAUCCUCCGGAACUACGCCAUCCUCGGUCGGAGUUAGACCAUCUUCAACCAGAGCUGUCUCCUCAUCAGUGGCUGCUACUUCUGCUGCCUCUUCCACCACAGAAUCUACCACUUCUAGCAACACUGAAAGUGUAAACAGCUCAACUUCUGGCGUUUCCCCCAGCAUAACCUCCGCUCCCGGUGGUGGAAAUAGCUCAGGCUCCGGCUCCAGCACGACUACUGCUUCUGGCGGAGGAUCUAGCUCUAACACACCCCAAGGCGAAUCUAGUGGCGCAGAAUCUACUACUUCGACCAUUCUCUCAACUCGCACCGCUACCAUCACCGCUUGUCCAUCAACAGUCACUGAUUGCCCAGCAAGCGAUAAGACUACGUAUACCACCACUGAGGUUAUCGUUGUGUCGACGACAGUUUGCCCUGUGACUGCUACGUCAACGUCAGAGCCAACAAGUGAGUCUGGUGGCGCGGGAUCUACCACUUCGACCGUUCUCUCAACCCGCACCGCUACCAUCACCGCUUGUCCGUCGACGGUCACCAAUUGCCCAGCAAGCGAUAAGACUACAUAUACCACCACUGAGGUCAUUGUUGUGUCGACGACAGUCUGCCCUGUGACUGCUACUGCUACUUCUUCUUCUGCAACCACCCGUGGCUCUGGCUCUGGCUCUGGUUUUGGAGGAAACUCAAUCACUGAGACUAUUUACUCUACCCGGGUCUCUACAAUCUACGAGUGCGCAUCGACUGUUACCAACUGCCCCUAUGCUUUGAGAACUGCUCAUGUGGUUACUGAGACCACUUCCGUUGGAAUUACAGUUUAUCCUGCUAGCUCUGCUCCCACAAGUGGCCUCAGCUCUGGUUCUGGUUCCAUCGCCGGCUCCGGCUCUACUGGCUCUGGCUCUACUGGCUCUGGCUCUACUGGCUCUGGCUCUACUGGCUCUGGCUCUACUGGCUCUGGCUCUACUGGCUCUGGCUCUACUGGCUCUGGCUCUACUGGCUCUGGCUCUGGCUCUACUGGCUCCGGCUCCGGCUCUACUGGCCCCGACUUUACUGGCUCCGGCUCUUUCACCAAGGCCAUUGUUACCGGAACUACGAUUCAUGCUACUGGAUCUGUUCCUACUGGUGGAUCCAGCUCCCACCCUGUUUCUAGCUCCGGUCCCCAAUUUGGUUCCGGCUCUGCGCCUGAAAGCAGCACCUUGGUGUCAUCUUCUCAUGCUGGUGCUUCCUUCACAGAAACUGCAAGCCAGUCAGUCUACACAGGCGCCUCGGCCUCUCAUUCUGCUUUCCUUCCCGGAUCGCUUGUAUCCAUCGCCGGUCUUUUGACUGCCUGGCAGCUUCUUCUUUAA
Molecule: messenger RNA, 2244 nt
Organism: Penicillium verhagenii
Lineage: Eukaryota; Fungi; Ascomycota; Eurotiomycetes; Eurotiales; Aspergillaceae
Exons: 1
Coding region: 1-2244 (747 amino acids)
Source: RefSeq, a predicted model, not a curated record